ACACAUACACACGCGGCUGCUCGCUCCAGUGAACGCCUCUCGUAUGGCUGCUGCGGCCACUCCUCCUGGAACAACAGCACUCUCUGUUCUCCAACGGCGUGAAAUGACACAAUAACGACUGAAAAGUGAUGUGCAACGACUUUAAAGGACUCCAGCUGAUCUGCAACUUCACGCAGGAGGCGUCUGACCGCUGCGGCGACCACAAUCCGAAGCGCUGGGACUCGAGAAAUCUGCAGGAAUAAAACGCGCUUCCUUCAAGCAGUUGUGUAUAGAUACACUCAGGCGAAUCGUCUAACUUAAUAUAAGGAUUAUUCAAGCCUUCAGACCCUUUGAGUGGAUGUCUUUUAAUCUUUAAACAGUGAUCUGACCUUGGAAUAAAAGCUUAGAUCCUCGCUGCAUCUUAAAAGCCUUUAUUAUUGUACUUAAGCUCUCCAGGACAACACGAUCCUUGCGCACUUUUGACUAAAGCGUGAGUGACCCGUGUGUCAUUAACGCGCCAGGAGAUGUUUCCAGCUGCUUUUGCACAAUACUGACCCGUGCAUGUAUUUAUUUGGGCAUUUAGCGGUGUAAAGGCACGGAGUUGUUGCAUAAAGCAACUAAAGUCUUUGUCCCGGAGUCCUUGGAGAGAUGGAGGGACAGGAUGGCAAAGGGAAUAAUGACAGUAAUCAAAAGACAGACAAGAGAUUUGCACUCUGGUACAUGGGCUGGUCUUCUCUGGACAGGCGGACCACGCUGCCUAUGCUACCCUGGCUCUUGGCGGAGAUCCGGAGGAAAAGUGAGAAGAACGAGUCUGGUCCCGCACAGGCCAGAGAAGUUCAGCUGUAUCUCUCGCCCCCACUGAUUCGCUGCGUGCCCGCAAACAGCAGCAACCCGUCCGUGUUCAUAUUCGAGCACAAAGCACAGUUUAUAUCCAGGUUUAUCCACAACAGCCAUGAUUUGUCUUAUUUUGCCUACCUUAUCAGAAGUCAACCCGAUAACCCAGAGUCUGAGAUGGCAUGCCAUGUGUUCAAAGCAUGUGAUCCAAACCAGGUGCCUGAGGUUAUUAGCAGCAUUAGACAGGUGUCCAAGGUUGCUCUUAAGGAGGAAAGCAAGCCCAAGCAAGACAGUGAUGAGUCUUUUUACAACUCCCAGAAAUUCGAAGUACUUUACUGUGGAAAAGUGACAGUCAGUCACAAGAAAGCCCCAUCAACUUUGAUCGACGACUGCAUUGACAAAUUCCGCCAACAUGAGAUUGAACGCAAACGUCUGCGGCUCCUCAAUGGCCAGCGCAGCUCUACCGAGGCCCCCGUGGAGUUCAUUAUGGGUGAAGACCCUCUAAGCGCCUCCCUCUGUGAAGUCGACGAACCCGAGCCUAACGUGACUGAGGAAGAACUGUCUGAGGUGGGCAAUUGGAAUCUGGACUUGUCUAGCUCCUGCAGCACGGGCAGUCUACGAGGGGCCUUUCCUGAAUGUAUCUUGGAGGACUCGGGUUUCGGGGAGCAGCAGGAGAUUCGUACACGCUGUAAUAGCUUGGCGGGUGGCCUGCAGAAAAGAUCGAGAGAGACGGGCAAGGGGUCGACACGUAGGAGACACGCUAGCGCGCCCAAUAACGUGCAGCCUUCUGAUGCGGACAAGAAUCGCACAAUGCUGUUCCAGGUUGGCCGUUUUGAAGUGAAUCUCAUCAGCCCUGACACCAAAUCUGUGGUUCUGGAGAAGAAUUUUAAGGACAUCUCGUCCUGUUCACAGGGUGUUAAACAAACAGAUCACUUUGGCUUUAUUUGUCGGGAUGUGGUGGAGUCUGGCCCAGCCCAGUAUGUGUGUUACGUGUUCCAGUGUGCUAGCGAGUCUCUGGUGGAUGAAGUAAUGCUCACCCUGAAACAAGCCUUUACCACAGCAGCAGCUCUGCAGAGCUCCAAGAACCAAAUCAAACUGUGUGAGGCUUGUCCAAUGCAUGACUUGCACAAGCUCUGUGAGAGAAUAGAAGGCUUGUAUCCUCCCAGGGCGAAACUAGCCAUUCAGAAGUACCUGUCACAGCUGAGUGACAACGAGCAGGUCAAUAUAUUCGAACGGGUCCAGAAAAUGAAGCCGGUAUCCGAUCAUGAAGAAAACGAGCUUGUGAUUCUUCACCUCCGACAGCUGUGCGAGACCAAACAGAAGUCUCAUGUUCAUAUUGGAGAGGUCCCACAGCAGAAUGCUUCUGGCAGCACCGUGACCUCUGAUAACUCCAGUGCGGGCCGUAAUAAACUGGACGUGUUGAAGAACAAAGCCCGGAGUUCUCUGACAAGCUCUCUGGAAAAUAUCUUCUCACGGGGUGCCAACCGUAUGCGAAUGCGUCUCGGCAGCAUGGGAAGUUUUGACCGCCAGGGUGACUCCCCUGGUGACUCCCCACCUGGGACCCCACCCAGUUACGUUGAGGACGAUCCAGAUGCCCCGCAGUUUCGUCGCCGGGCACACACCUUUAGCCACCCACCCAUCAAGAAGAAAAUCUCCUUCACUGAGGUUUCCUCCCAGGCGUCUAAAGCGCCGCUGCGCCGACAACAGUCUUUGGCCCCAGAGCUGCUGCAGAACAGCAACGUUGGUUUCUCGAGAGUGCGCAGUGUCUCUGAGAGCGAGUCCUACUUCAGUCUCUCAUCCUCCUUCCACACCCCCACUUUCCUGAAAACCUUUUACCAGGGCUCCCUCGGCUCACUGGCCUCCCUGUCGGACAACGGGAGUCUAAAGAGUGGUAAUGGAGAGGGCAGGAAGAGGUCUCUGUCCGGCUGUAGCACCGAUUCUUUGACCUUGGUGCCUCCACGCAGAGUUUCUUGGCGCCAGAAGAUUUUCCUAAGGGUGGCGUCACCCAUGAACAAACCCUCGGCUUCUAUGCAAAACAUGGACAACAUGGAUGGCCGGGAGCUCCUGCCACUUUCUCCUCGGGCUUUGAACCUGGAUCAGGACCCUCAGGUGAGCCCUCUGUCCCCAGAGCAGGGCUUUGGUGGAGAGAAGGGCCGGCACAGCCCAGCUGACUACAGGGCCCUGUGGAAGAAAGCCAUCCACCAACAGAUUUUACUCAUCCGCAUGGAGAAAGAAAACCAGCGCCUGGAGGCCAGCCGUGAUGAAUUGCACAUUCGUAAAAUGAAGCUGGACUACCAGGAAGUGUGUCAGUGCUCAAAAGAGGUGCAGGCCCUUUGGGACAGGAAAUUGAGCAGUCCCUGUCGCACUAAAGUACAGUGGGACAAAGAAGAGAUUCACAGUGCUGUCUGCCAAGGCGUCCCCAAAAGUCGGCGAGGUGAAGUGUGGCUUCUUCUCUCCCAGCAGUAUCGUUUGCGUCACCGUCUGCCGCAGCGGCAGCAACCCCCUGAAACACCUUAUCAAGAUCUCCUCAAACAGCUCACGGCACAGCAACACGCCAUCCUGGUCGACCUCGGCCGCACAUUCCCAACACACCAGUAUUUCAGCACUCAGCUGGGAGCUGGACAGCUAUCUUUGUACAAUCUCCUGAAGGCCUACUCCCUGCUGGACACGGAGGUGGGCUACUGCCAGGGGAUCAGUUUUGUGGCCGGUUUGCUGCUGUUGCAUAUGAGCGAGGAACAGGCUUUCGACACGCUCAAGUUUCUCAUGUACGACCUGGGCAUUCGCCGACAGUACCGUCCCGACAUGAUCUCUCUGCAGAUCCAGAUGUACCAGCUGUCCCGACUGUUGCACGACUAUCAUCGUAACCUGUACACUCACCUGGAGGAGCACGAGAUCUGUCCCAGCCUGUACGCCGCGCCCUGGUUUCUCACCCUCUUCGCCUCUCAGUUCCCGCUCGGCUUCGUUGCCCGUAUAUUUGACCUCCUGUUUGUCCAAGGCACAGAGGUGAUUUUUAAGGUGGCCCUGUGUUUGCUGAGCAGCCACGAGGGAGAGAUACUGGAGUGUGAGGGCUUUGAAAGCAUCGUGGACUACCUUAAAUCCACCAUCCCUACUCUCACUCACAGCCAAAUGGAAGAGACAAUCACUAAGGCAACUGAGAUGGACAUCUCCAAGCAGCUGCACGCGUAUGAAGUGGAGUACCACGUCCUGCAGGAUGAGCUGUCAGAUGCUCCUCCACCAUCAGAGGACUCUGAUAGGCUAGAUAAACUGGAGAAAGCUAAUGCCCAGCUCAAGAAACAGAACAUGGACUUGCUAGAGAAACUGCAGGCGGCUCGUUUGAAGAUUCAGACAUUGGAGAGCAGCGUGGAGAGCUUCCUGUCACGCGAGAGCAAGAUGAAGCACCUGAUCCGUUCUCUGGAACAGGAGAAAGCUUCCUACCAAAAGACCAUCGAGCGCAUGCGUAGCAGUUUGCCAUCAGAUGCCGUGGCUGAUGUGGAGAUGACCCAACUCAAAUCCAGCACCAACGGGAAAGCCAAAGAAACUGCCUGCAAAAAGCCUUGAAUUACCGUCCUGCCGACUGAUGCAUCAUCGGUAGAGACUUAGCCAGCUUCUUCCUCUUUUGUGUUCCCAUCGUGCUUCACUUAUGAUGUCCUAAUUGAGAACCAAGGGAACGUUUGACGCCUUGCAGCCGCACAAAACUUGAAAACAAUAUGAAAGUGUUUUCUUUCCAAAGAGCAGCACAACUAGUGCAUUAAUGACUUUACACUCACUGUGAGGGUUUUUUUUUGACCUGGGCUUCCAAACCAGGUGUUUGGAGGAAACCAAAUAUUUACCAGGUCGACCUUUUGCUGAAAGUGCUUCACCUAAAGUGCAGGCAGGAAGUGAAACCAUCUGCUGCUGGGUUUCCUCUGCAACUUACAAACAGUCCUGCUGUCCAGACUUCCCAAUUUGAUCUUACAGACUUCAAAUGAAGAGUAACUCAUCUUCAAAUCAUCAUCUUUGAUAUUGCACAGUAUUCUGUGUGUGCGAUGAAGAAGUGUGCCUGUUGGAUACCAUGCCGUAAAAUUGUACGUGUGCAGUCUUUCAAAAGCAGUGUAUAAUAGUCGCCAUGGGCAUGAAAAAAUAAAUCCCACAGUCCUUUGGGGAUUUUAACAUUGUUUGGGUUUGUUUUCAAAUGAUCACUUGUUUUUUUUUGUGUAAUGCCAACUGUAUUUGACAUCUGCGCAAAUAUUUUUGUAGUGUAUAAGAGUCCAGAGGUCUUGACUUGUGUCGAAAUAUUCCUCUGUGUCAUGGAGAGCGGCUCACAAAACGUCUGUUAUGAUGUUGAGAAUCUGUCAGAACAUAUCAAAAACUAUCAAAUGCUAAAGCAUUGUAUUUCAUUCAUUUUUUGCUCAAAAAUUUGUAUGUUAGUUACAAGAAAAAAAGACAGAUGAGGCAUUGGUUUAAACCACCUGUUGUUCUUGAUGGUGGCCAAAUAUGAUUGUACAUAUACAGUAACAAGCAUGACACUGUAUUGGUCACUCAUCUAACCAUAUGAAUGUGAACCUAAAGCAGGAAUAUCUACUUGAACACUCAUUCUUGUUUGUCUACAUUUGUCUUGAUCAGAAACUGCCUCGUUUUGACAGUUUAAUGAAUGAAUCACAAUUGUAGUAAGAUGAUAAAACUCUAAUGGAAGUGUUGGUAAAUGUAAACAAGAGCUUUUUUGUGCGAUUCUAUGUUUGUGUGAACAUAUUAUUUCAAAAAGUGACAUUGAGAAGUGUUAGUGCUGGGCUGGUGGGGGUUACCAGUGCCGUAAAUAUUUCGUCUGAUCAACUUUCUUCUAGGUAUUGAUUGUUUUUGGAUCAUUCAUUAUUUUUUUUUUCUUUUUUCAGAAAAUGCAAAUUGAAAAGACUUAUAUCUUUGGAAAGAGUGAUGUGGGCAUGUUUAAUCAAGGGCUGAAAAUACAUUACCUGUUCAGUGGAGGUACUUUCUAGCAAUACUCCUGCACCAUAGUGUAACAAUGUGAAGGACGGGGGAGAAAUAAUUCAUUGUGCAAGAACAAGGUCACAUUUUCCAUCUUUUCACUCAACGCUGUAUUAAAACAGAGUGUCUUCAUACAAAAAAAGACAUAAUUGAAUAAUGUGUUUGAUACAUCAGUCAUUCUUUUUCAUACUUUAUGUUCAAUGUGCCAAAACUUGAUUAUGAUGAUCACGUUUCCAUUGUCACAUGCAACCGCUACUUCUCAACGCCUCAUAAAGAUGUUGAGUUUUGUUGAACUACAUUUAUUUCAGAUGCACUUUCGUUUGCAAUAAAUCGUUGGUCAUCGUUGAAAGUGUGUGUGCUGUGUGCUGACAAUAUGUCUUGAUUGUUUCUUUUGAUUUUUGAGUUGUCAGUCCUCCAUACUCCAUUAAAAUCAACUUUUUAUACCUCAA
Molecule: messenger RNA, 6221 nt
Organism: Labeo rohita (rohu)
Lineage: Eukaryota; Metazoa; Chordata; Actinopteri; Cypriniformes; Cyprinidae
Gene: tbc1d4
Product: TBC1 domain family, member 4
Exons: 20
Coding region: 628-4371 (1247 amino acids)
Source: RefSeq, a predicted model, not a curated record